Molecule: messenger RNA, 1157 nt
Organism: Rattus norvegicus (Norway rat)
Lineage: Eukaryota; Metazoa; Chordata; Mammalia; Rodentia; Muridae
Source: RefSeq, a predicted model, not a curated record
AUCACAGCUUGGAAACUUCUUUAAAGGAAGUGGUUGCUCUUGUGGCCCCAAGUCCUGAAGAUGAAGCGCUUCUGGUUAAAAUGAUUCAGCAAGAAACCACGCCCCAUCAAAGCUAUCCCACCCUGCCCUGGUCCUGGAGCUUUGCUUGACAAGCACCUCUGCUCAGCCUCGCCCCACUACAUGCUACCCUCAUGCACACAGCCAUGUGGCUGGCCAUGCUGCUUGCCCUCUGCUGCCUAACAUCUGACGCCCAUGGGGCAUACACCUCAGCAGGCUGGGUCUGGUCACUGGGCGGCAGUGGAAAGGAAUACCGAAGAGACGCCAAGGACAUGGAAUCCCGCUUCACGGCAAGUCAGGUGCCAAGAAAUUUUUGUUCCAAAGAUUUGAACUCCGGUGUGGAGCCGGGAUUCCCCAAAACAAUAAAGACCAAUAACCCAGGAGUGCUUAAGGCCGCCAGGCACAGUGUGGAAAAGUUCAACAACUGCACAAAUGACAUAUUUUUGUUCAAGGAGUCCCAUGUCAGCAAAGCCCUGGUACAGGUGGUAAAAGGCCUGAAAUACAUGCUGCAGGUGGAAAUCGGCCGAACUACAUGCAGGAAGACCAUGCACCGCCAACUGGACAACUGUGACUUCCAAACCAGCCCUGCCUUGAAGCGGACAUUACACUGCUACUCUGAAGUCUGGGUGAUCCCCUGGCUCCACAGUUUCGAGGUGCCUGUUCUCCGCUGCCACUGACUUCUGUCUCUUCAGCAAGACCACAGCUAUGAUAAAGACACUCGUGUGUCCCCCGCUCCUCACUUUCCACCUCAGCCUGGCCAUCUCAGAUCCUCAAGGCCUGCUUACCAGUGAGCAGAUAGACACGCCAGUGGGUCCUAGGGGGCCUGGGGUGGGAGAAGAGUGCCCUCCUCGCCAGAUUAACCGUAUUCACAUUUUCUUCUGAAAUUAAUUCUUCCAGUGCUAUACACCUAGAUUCAGGAUGUGGGCAUACAGAGAAUCCUUUGAUGACAUUACUGGAGCAUGGGUAGAACAAGGUGGUAGUGUGAGAGGCUUCUUGAUACCUGACUGCAUGAGCAGAUUCUGUAUCCAGCUCAUCUACCACCAUCAGAUUAUUACUGGUGGGGAUGGUUUACCAUAAAUAAAAGACUGAUUAUCUAAAAA